UUGUAAAAAUUGAUAACACAAGUUGCCGAAAUACCUAUUAGUUUUAAUAUAAUUUUAUUUUGCUUUCUCCUUACUCCUUAGUCCUUAUGGCUAGCCGCUAGUAUAAUGGUGUAGACGUUUUAUAUUUUUAAUAGAUAAUAAUAAUAAAUUUGUGAUACACAAUAGGUACACUUAUACACAAUAAGUAUUAUUUAGAAAAUAGAAAAAUGUUCAAUUUAUAUUGCUUACUAAGUAAGCCGGCCGCAGCAGGAUUUUCUAGUCGAAGUUUAACUGCCAAAGCGAAAACGGCUGUCGUCAUGUUAAACAUGGGUGGACCACAACACGUCAAUCAGGUGCACGACUAUUUACAUAGGAUAAUGACCGACCGAGAUAUGAUGCAGCUGCCGUUUCAAAAUACUCUUGGGCCUUAUAUUGCGAGGAGACGGACGCCGGAAGUACAAAAAAAAUACGCUGAAAUCGGUGGCGGCUCUCCGAUUUUAAAAUGGACCAAUAUUCAAGGAAAGUUGUUGUGUGAAAAAUUAGACAAAAUAUCACCGAGCACCGCUCCACACAAACAUUACAUAGCAUUCCGUUAUGUUGAUCCGCUAACUGAAAAAACCUUUGACGAAAUAGAAAUGGACGGUGUUAAGCGCGUAGUACUUUUUUCUCAGUAUCCUCAAUAUAGCUGCGCAACCAGUGGAUCGAGUUUUAAUGCAAUUUAUUCUUACUUUCAAAAAAAUCAAUUUCCAAAUGAUGUUAAGAUGAGUGUAAUCGAUCGAUGGCCCACUCACCCAUUGUUAAUUAAAGCAAUAGGUUCAAGAAUCUCUGACGAAAUAAAAAAAUUCCCGGAAACAGAGAGAGACAAUGUUGUCAUAUUAUUUUCUGCACAUUCUUUGCCUUUAAAGGCUGUCAAUCGAGGUGAUGCGUAUCCUUCCGAAGUGAGCUCAACAGUUCACGCAGUAAUGGAAGAGUUAGGAUACGUAUAUCCUUACGCAUUGGUUUGGCAGUCGAAAGUCGGACCAUUACCUUGGUUGGGUCCUUUUACUGAUGAUGCUCUUAAAGGUUAUGUAAAACAAGGGAAAAAACAUUUUAUUCUGGUGCCCAUUGCCUUUGUAAAUGAACAUAUCGAAACAUUGCACGAACUCGAUAUAGAAUAUUGUAAGGAGCUGGGAGAAGAACUGGGAAUAAAAAAUAUACGUAGAGCUGCCGCACCCAAUGACCAUCCUUUGUUCAUUGAUGCGAUUGCGGAUAUAGUAUUGCAGCACUUACGAGACGUCAAACCAGUCGGACCAAAAUUUCUUUUGAGAUGUGCGCACUGCACUAGUGAUCGUUGUUACAAAUCAAAACAGUGGUUUUCCAAAAUAUGUAGGUCAGCGUAAGAUAGAAGUAAUGAUAGGAUUGUAAAAAAAAGGAAUAUGGAUGCCUAAAAUUAUAAAAAAAAAAAAAAAAGUUUCACAUUGUUU
Molecule: messenger RNA, 1442 nt
Organism: Adelges cooleyi (spruce gall adelgid)
Lineage: Eukaryota; Metazoa; Arthropoda; Insecta; Hemiptera; Adelgidae
Gene: FeCH
Product: ferrochelatase, mitochondrial
Exons: 9
Coding region: 207-1358 (383 amino acids)
Biological process (GO): heme biosynthetic process
Molecular function (GO): protoporphyrin ferrochelatase activity
Source: RefSeq, a predicted model, not a curated record